Messenger RNA from Anisakis simplex (herring worm), 204 nucleotides. The record is from the annotation of a GenBank genome assembly. NCBI's taxonomy places the organism in Eukaryota, Metazoa, Nematoda, Chromadorea, Rhabditida, Anisakidae.
AUGGCGCAUGACGUUGAACAUAAACAGGAUGGAAGUAUAGUUGUGGAGCAUGAUCAUGGGCAACAGGAUGCGAAAGCACAACAUCACACCUCUAGCGCACAUAGUCACCACUUCAACUGGCGACAAGCCAUCAGUCUCGUGUUCUGUAGUGGCGGCAUUCUCGUUUGUUAUUUGUGGUUUGGAAUCGUUCAAGAGGCUAUGUGA